Messenger RNA from Erpetoichthys calabaricus (reedfish), 1817 nucleotides. It is a transcript of the gene angpt1, whose product is annotated as angiopoietin 1. Gene Ontology annotation, molecular function: receptor tyrosine kinase binding. The transcript has 9 exons. Gene Ontology annotation, biological process: Tie signaling pathway; angiogenesis. Bases 218 to 1723 code for a protein of 501 amino acids. The record is from RefSeq and is a predicted model, not a curated record. NCBI's taxonomy places the organism in Eukaryota, Metazoa, Chordata, Cladistia, Polypteriformes, Polypteridae.
GGACAGACAGACAGACAGAGAACAAAGUGCCCGACUGGGCUGCGCCGGCGACUCCUCCUGCCAUUUAAACUGCCGAAAGGGCUGCCAAGCCGUCAGCCGCGACCAGGAGGACUCCGAACGAGCAGCAGGAUGAGAAGAAGCCUUUGAAGCGGCGAGCAGGUCCGCUCAGGUCCUCCACAGUCACGUCACGUCCGAAGCCGUCCUUGUCAGAAGGAAUAUGCGCGGAGAUCACGUGCUCUUCCUCGUCCUCCUGCCCGUCAUGAUGCCCGAGACAGGUGUCGGUGCCCAGCGGCGAGGAACGGACAGCAGCGGCAGGAGGUACAACCGCAUCCAGCACGGCCAGUGCUCCUACACCUUCCUGCUUCCCGAGAACGACGGCAACUGCCGAGAAGGCGCCGCCGAGCCGCACAGCACGAACGCCCUGCAGAGGGACGCGCCACAGGUGGAGCAGGAGUUCUCCACGCAGAAGAUCCAGCGCCUGGAGCAUGUCAUGGAGAACUACACUCAGUGGCUGCAGAAGAUUGAAAAUUACAUUCAAGAUAACAUGAAGAAUGAGAUGGUGCAGAUUCAGCAAAAUGCAGUCCAGAACCACACGGCCACCAUGUUAGAGAUUGGCACCAACUUGUUAAGCCAGACAGCGGAGCAGACACGAAAGCUGACGGACGUUGAAACCCAGGUGCUGAACCAGACGACCAGACUGGAAAUCCAACUUCUCGAGAAUUCGUUGUCCACCAAUAAGUUGGAGAAGCAGCUGCUGGUCCAGAUGAACGAGAUCAGUAAACUCUUUGAGAAGAACAGAUUUCUCGAGAAUAAAGUCCUAGAGAUGGAGGAUCGGCACCGACUGGAGCUGGAGACCCUGCGUACCGAGAAGGUGACUUUCCAGAAUUUGGUGGGACGCCAGAGUAACAUCAUUCAGGAGCUCGAGAAACAACUCAGCAAAGCCACGAGCAACAACAGCAUCCUGCAGAAGCAGCAACUGGACCUGGCAGAGAUGGUCCACAACCUCAUAAAUCUGUACGCCAAAGACGGGGCAGUGCCAAACAGCGCAGAUAAAGCGGACGAAGAGAAGAAGUUCCGAGACUGUGCUGACAUUUACAACGCGGGCUUCAAUAAAAGUGGCGUCUAUAACAUAAACAUCAACAACAUGUCAGAAACCAAAAAGGUUUACUGCAAUAUGGACGUCGCUGGCGGCGGGUGGACGAUCAUUCAGCACCGAGAAGAUGGCAGUGUGGAUUUUCACCGAAUAUGGAAAGAGUAUAAAAUGGGAUUCGGGAGUCUCUCCGGUGAGCACUGGCUUGGAAACGAAUUUGUCUUUCUGCUGACCAACCAAAGAGAAUACUCACUGAGAAUCGAGCUGACCGACUGGGAUGGCAAUCAAGCGUUCUCUCAAUACGACCGCUUCCACAUCGGAAACGAGAAGCAGAAUUACAGAUUGUUUCUCAAAAGCCACAGUGGCACCGCUGGCAAGCAGAGCAGCAUGGUAAUCCAUGGGGCCAACUUCAGCACCAAGGACGCCGAUAACGACAACUGCAUCUGCAAGUGCGCCCUGAUGCUGACCGGAGGUUGGUGGUUCGAUGCCUGUGGUCCUUCAAAUCUUAACGGAAUGUAUUACAGCCUCGGACAGAACCUUGGCAGACUCAACGGUAUCAAGUGGCACUACUUCAAAGGGCCCAGUUACUCCCUCCGCGCGACGACCAUGAUGAUUAGACCUCUGGACUUCUAAAUCAGCCCUGGCGUUACAAGAGCAACUACUGCCAGGCAGGCUUUUCAACCAACCAAGGGACAGGAAAACUGAGACUUCCUCGAGCCGCCAAGGA